Messenger RNA from Carassius auratus (goldfish), 2843 nucleotides. RefSeq names its product malonyl-CoA decarboxylase, mitochondrial-like. Gene Ontology annotation, cellular component: mitochondrial matrix; peroxisomal matrix. Gene Ontology annotation, biological process: acetyl-CoA biosynthetic process; fatty acid biosynthetic process; malonyl-CoA catabolic process. Gene Ontology annotation, molecular function: malonyl-CoA decarboxylase activity. NCBI's taxonomy places the organism in Eukaryota, Metazoa, Chordata, Actinopteri, Cypriniformes, Cyprinidae. The record is from RefSeq and is a predicted model, not a curated record. The coding region runs from base 44 to 1549 and encodes 501 amino acids. The transcript has 5 exons.
UGCAACACAAGGUUUAUUUUGGUGCUUAUUUGUCAGGCGCGCAAUGGCAUCUUUCCACUUAUGUACAGCCGCGCGCUCUUUGCUAAAGUCUUAUCGACACAGAGCAGUGUUAAAAACGGUCCAAGGACUCAGAGUGUGGGAGUUAAGAGACAUGUAUCUAUGUACUUCCAUCGCAGUGCACAACAGCAUGGAGGAGAUCCUGAGAAAGACUGUGGCCCCAUUGUCCACCUAUGAGAUGAGAGACAAAUCUCCACCUCCACCUGAAUCCAACAGUAUGGAGUUCAUGCACUUCUACAAGAGUUUAGAGAAAGAGCAAAAGCUGGAGUUUCUCGAGAAGCUGUCUUAUGAUUUCGGGGUAGAUCACAGAUGGGCUUCGGAUCUGGCUGCGAAGUUGCUGGACACUCAGGGACGCGAAGCGGCCACUAUCCUGCAGGUGGAGGACAGGUUACGGUACAGUCUAACACCCCGCUACCGACAGCUGCUCACGCACAUCAGCAAGGUUCCGGGCGGAGUGAAGUUUCUGGUGGACCUCAGGGCGGAUCUCAUCGAGUUAAAAAUUAGUGACAGCCCGCAUAUGAGGGAUCUGAACAGCACUCUGAAGAGUCUUCUGUCAGAAUGGUUCUCUGUUGGCUUACUCCGACUGGAAAGAAUCACUUGGCAGUCCCCAUGCGAGAUCCUUCAGAAGAUCAGCCAGUACGAGGCGGUCCAUCCUGUGCGGAACUGGACGGAUAUCAAACGCAGAGUGGGGCCGUACCGGAGAUGUUACGCCUUCACCCAUGCCUCCAUGCCUGGAGAGCCACUGGUGGUGUUGCACGUUGCCUUAACUGAGGACAUAGCAAAUAAUAUCCAGGGAAUUGUAAGAGAGUUUUCCACUCUAGACGCAGACGAAGAUGUUAACAAGAUCAAUGCAGCCAUCUUCUACUCCAUCUCCUCCACUCAGGCCGGAUUGCAGGGGGUUGAGCUUGGAAACUACCUCAUCAAGAGGGUGGUCCGAGAACUGCAGAGUGAAUUUCCUCACAUGGCCCAGUUCUCCAGUCUGUCUCCCAUCCCUGGUUUCUCCUUAUGGCUACAAGGGGCUCUCGGACAGCUCAAGAAGGAGGGCCGUGCCAUAGAGCUCCUGUCUGAGCAGGAGUGGAGGGAGGUGGAGGAUGUGACGGGAGCUGUCCCUGGUACCCCAGCUCUGGAGGCCCUGCGCAGGCUCAUCAGCACCAGCGAGUGGAUCCGCUCCGACCGCCUUGUCCAAGCUCUGGAACCUGCGCUAAUGCGGCUCUGCGCCUGGUAUCUGUACGGAGAGAAACGGCGGGGCUACGCCCUAAACCCCGUGGCCAACUUCCAUCUUCAGAAUGGCGCCACUAUGUGGAGGCUGAACUGGCAAGCUGACACAAGCCCACGAGGGAUGGCCAACUCUUGCGGCAUAAUGGUUAAUUAUCGCUACUUUUUACAAGAAACCAGCACUAACAGCGCCGCCUACCUGCAGAAUAAAGUCAUCAAGGCUUCGGAGCAGGUGAUGGGACUGGUGUCGCAGUUUCAGAAGAACAGCAAACUCUGAGUCAAAUCUCUAGCUCUGUGCUGGAACUCGAAUAUUGUUAUCAUUUUUGAUAACUCUGAUCUGCACAGGGUGGACAAACACAAUGAAGAUUUAAAUGAGCCCCACGUGGAUCUACAACUGAAACCUGCAAGUCAUAUUUCAUUGUUUAUUCAGAGAUGGACCGUUGUACUCUGCCUUUCUGAAAGAUAAUAAUCCAAUAAAUCUAAUUCUAAAGGGAUAGUUCACCCCAAAACGAAAAUUUUGGCAUCAUAUACAAACCCUCAAGUUGUUCCAAACCUGUAUGACUUUCUUUCUUCCUCAGACAAUCGUCCUGCAGCUUUUUCAUCCAGCAGCUGUUCACAAUGACAACAUAAUGUCAUAGAUAAAACAUUAUUAAAAGUAUUAAAAUAGUCCAUAUUUAUCCAUUAAACUCUGUGAAGCCAUACAACUUUUUGUUACGAAUAAAUUCACAUUUAAAUAAUUAUUUGUUCUCAAAUUGCACAUCACUUAUGAAUAUGUAGCAGUAGCACACAGGUUUGAUGUCAUUACAUGCGAGAACCAAUGGCAUUUGAUGCUAUUGACGCCCAACCUGAAGGUUGAAUUUAAAAAGAACUGGUUCUUAAGAGUCAUUUGCUCAUGAAACGGCAUUUGUUGUUAAGAAAUCAAGACACUCUUUGUAUUGUAUGUUUUUAGCAUGCAGCUAGGGUUUUGGGGUUCUGAUAGCUAUGUAAAAACAAUUAAAUAUAUACAAUUCAACUAUAAAACAACAUAAAAUAUGUAUAAAACAACAUACAGUUUGAGAUGAGGGUGAGUAAAUGAUGACCGAAUAUUCAUUUUAAGUGAACUAUCCUUUUAUGACGUUUACUAUGAUUACCCAGCAUGCUGCUUGGUGAUGUUACAAUGAGGUUUCACAUAAUUUUUUUAAGGUGUUCCAAAUCUCCACUAAUUUCAAUCAAGAAAAGGAUAAUCUUCCAAAUGAAUCUAUUUUUCUCAGUGCUUUUCAGCAGCGCUUGAGCCUCUGUUUGAUUAGCCGGUUGCUGAUUUUGAUGUAGACUUAUGCUACACUCUGAAAGACUGGGGGUAAUGAAGCGGGACGAAUCUAUCAGCCUCUGUCAUGUCUUUGCCUUCUCAGCGUGUGUACGUAAGAGAGCGUUCCAGCGCGACUGAGUGGAAGCUGCUGUAAUAAAUGAUGUUUUGAUUCCUUCAUUAGCGGGAUCUGAUUCAAUGUGAAACGGCUGUCUGUAUGUAAAUGUGUCUCAAUGUGCCAGCUAAAAAUGUUUAUUUAUGAAUUAAAAUUCUGCUUAUCUUCCAAAAA